Molecule: messenger RNA, 396 nt
Organism: Ostertagia ostertagi
Lineage: Eukaryota; Metazoa; Nematoda; Chromadorea; Rhabditida; Trichostrongylidae
Source: the annotation of a GenBank genome assembly
AUGGGCGACGUUGUUACGAUCAGAACGAGGAAAGUGCUUUCGAACCGCCUCCUUUACAGGAAACAAAUGGUUGUCGAAGUUCUGCACCCUGGACGAGCCACAGUUCCCAAAACUGACAUUAAGGAGAAGAUUGCUAAGCUGUACAAAACGACCCCUGAUGUCGUCAUUCCUUUUGGUUUCCAGUCAGCUAUCGGAGGCGGAAAGACAAAGGGAUUCGCUCUUGUCUAUGAUACUCUAGACUAUGCAAAGAAAUUUGAGCCCAAGUACCGCCUCAUCCGCAUGGGACUUGCACAAAAAGUUGAUAGGGGCGGCCGCAAGCAACGCAAGGAACGAAGAAACCGACAAAAGAAGGUGCGCGGUGUCAAGAAGGCAAGCGUUACAGCUGGAAAGAAGUAA